CACAAUCAUACUUGGGAGAGGGCCACAACGACACGUUUCAAGCUCUCCGCAACUGUAUUCUUCCCCGUUUGGGGGCGGUCAGCUUGCCGAAGUUCUUCCUAGAUGCUAGAUACAUCCUGGUCUGAAUGCCGGUGUAGCGUAAGAGUCUGUCGCGGAGUAGCCUUUAUUUGAGAUGACCAUUAUGGCUUUUAGAAGGCUGCUGUUUCUUGGUUUCCGUUGGGCUCUUAAAGUCCAGCACAGUGAGAAGAUUGGAAAUAUGCUAUUCACAUCAAGUAUUCUACCAAGCAGAAGAAUCAUGCUAAUGGAAACUAAGAAAUUAAGCAGUCUUCAUGCUGUGGUAGAUCCUUAAAGAAAAAUGUUAAUGGAUCAACCAGAGAAGUUGCUGUCUUACAAUGGGGAGCUUCUUAUUUUCCAGUUAUCAAAAGAAAAAUCCUCAGAGAGCAGAAACACCAAAUUAUGUGUCAGAAGAAUGAUAUUCAGAAGUGAUACCAAACUGUUUGUUGAGAAGAACAUUGGAUCAUUUAGCAUGUGUGGAGAAGGUGUUGAAAUAAUUCACUGCAGUUGUGUAUCUGACUUCAGAACAGGAAUAAUUCUUCCUUGUAUUCUAAUGAAAAAGAUAAAAAAGAAGAAUAUUAAGUAUAUUUUACUGCUGCUUCAUAACUUUAACAAAUUUGAAUUUGUCUUGAAUUUUAAACUAGACUAUGAACUGAAAGAACCCAUAAAGCUACUUGAUGGUCCAACAGUCUUAUGGGGCUGUGCCAAAAAAAUAUUUUAUAUUUCUGCUCAGACUUGCACUGUCUUAUGUGCACCUAUUGAAUUUUCUUCCAUUAAAUGGGUGGGUCAGGUUAGAAGUGAGGGUAUUGUUGUUUUGGGAACAAGAGCUCCUUAUUUGUCAGAGGCAGAUGAUGGGAAAAGUGUUGCCGAAUCAGAGGCAGUCAUCUGGGGUAGUGAGUGUCUUGCUUAUGCUGUGGAGAAACAGAAAGUCCUAACUGGUGCCAGUUUUUUGCCUCAUGCUUACAGCAGCAUGGUGUCUUGUGUACAUAUCUGCAGAGCUGAGGCAGUGAGAAACACAUUAAGGACAUCUGCUGUUGCAGUCACAUGCAAAAGCCAGUUGAUAGUCUUUCAAGACGGUCUACCCAAAGAUGUCUACAAGCUUCCAUAUGACAAACCCUGUUCCAUACAAAUAGCUAUAGUAGAAGGAGGUCAAGAGCUGGUGGUUGUGUCAUUCUCUUCAGGAGAGGUGUGUUCUGUAUGGAAAGACAGCUUGCAGGUUGCUGCUUGCUGGCAAAAUGUGAGCUCUGUUCUGACAGAUGACUUUGUUGGCGUUGGAACUGAUCAAGUAUUAGCGUUUCCAAAGACUGAGUCUAUUUCAGAAAAAUUAACUACAUUUCAAAUUACAGACUUUGGAAAAUAUAAUUAUGUGAGUAACAUCAGCUGUCAUGAUUUAUUUUCUACAAAAGAAGUAGAAGAGAAUCGUUUUUUUACCAUCAAAGCACUUGAAGCACGAUUACAGGUUGGCUUCACUUCUGUUCAUGAGCUGCAGCGGCAUUUAAAGCUCAAAGAGAAAGUUCUGAUGAAAAGUUGUGCAGCAUUAAUAAACCUAGUUCAAGGUCAAAAACAGAGUUUUCCAAGCUCAGAAAAGGAAGGACUUGUUUCUCUUUGGGAUGAAACUCCGAAGCCUUUUGAUAAUGGCAUAUCAACCCCACCUAAAGACCCAGAACAAUUUGUAGAGGAGGUUUGGUACCAUGUAGUGGAUGACUGCUUAGUGGUUGGAGUAAAACUAAUGGAAUCAUUUGACUCGCAACUCUGUGAUGUCACCUUAUCACUAGUAAUGGAUCAUAAAUACCCUUCAUUCUUUCCAACUAAGUGCCGGUGCAGUGUCUUUAUGUUGAAGAAAGUCCUGCUAGCAGAGUCCGCAUCACACUGGCAACCACAACCAGUACCUAAAAGGAUAAAGCUAAAUUACUAUAGUGGAAAAGGGGGAUAUGGAGAACCUUCUCAAAUAAAGGCAGUUGGGACAAAAGUUUUCACUGCAGUUACUGCUCUUUCUCCUUUUUUGGCAUUCCAUCAAGUGUGGUGUAGGGUCCUGUUGCAUGCAAAGGAAAAAAAUUGCAAGGAUGAAAAUUUCCAGAAAAACAAAGCACGAACUUUAUUAUGUGGGAGAAUUUUCUUAAGCAUGGAGGCAAUUUCCACUGGAAAACACUCAGUAAACCUUAAAAAUUUCAGAUAUGCAGGCUCUGUGAAAGAUAUUGUUGCUCUUUGUGCAGCAUCGCACAAACUGUCCUUUCAAAUAAUCUCCCCUGACUGCAUGCUGACUCGUGUGAACACAUGGCUAUUGGAACAAAUGGAGUGUACACCAGUUGAAGAAUAUCCUGAUUUUAAAUUCUGCUGUAAAUAUGGAAAUCUGAAUGGUACACUCUUCAACUGGAAUCUAGAAACACCGUUUGAAGGAACUCUAACAGUCUUUUGCAGACACCAAACUGCCUUGUUCCAGUGUCUUCAUAGCCUCUUUGGAUUGUUACCAUCAGCUUGUAAGAUAAAACCCUUGAGAUUAAGAAGCAAGAAAGUACUUGUCGAACAGCUUGCAUUAGCUUUAGAAAAGGAAAUGGUUUCUCUCCAGCUUUCCCUUUCCUCUGCUUUAUGCAAAACUGAAAACAACUUACCUCUAGAUGAUGAAGAAAGUAAAGAAACAGACAGUGUCCCUGCAGUGCAACAAUUCAGAGAAGCAUUUAAAAAGGAGCAAAAACAAAGCGUCGUGGAUACAAACCGAACAGUGGAUGGUACCAUCUACAGAAGACUUAUCUUGAAUGUAGCUGAAGCUCAGCUGAAUUCUGACCCAAUCGCAUGGCAAUGCUCUUCUUUCUAACUGUAUUUUCAGUAAUUUUUUUAUAAUGAAAAAGUACAUAGUGAUUCUUCUUAUGCAUAAUUUCAUUUUAUGAUGCAAAUGAGCUCUGUAAGUGUUGUAAUGUCUAUUUAGGGAGUGCUUGAUUGCAAGGGAAUUCUUUUGCUAAUAUUCACAAGACUAUGGCAAACAUCUGUUUGAGUUAUGCAAAAGUAUACUUGCUGCUAUAAGUACUUCUUUAAUAUUUUGUACCCCCCUGCUAUGUUUGGUAUCUCACUUAAAACAGACUGGGAGUCUUUGAAAUGGGAAGGGAGAGGAAGGGGUCUGUCAAAACCUUCAUAAAUACCAUUGUUUGACAGCCCUUACACUUAACUGUAGCCUGUUUUACAAGUCUGCAAUGGCACACUAGAUGAAGUGGUACACACUUUGUUCACUCUGUUGUAGCCAAAGCAUCUUCUGAAGGCCACCGCACAGUACACCAAGGGUACCACACAGUUAGAAAAAUCACCCUACUGUAGGUAUUUACAAUAGGAUGCAUACUGUAUUUCUGUAUGCAAUGGCAUGCGCUCAGGACAAACUGCUGUGGCUUUAUUUUUCUGUCUGCACAAAAAUGUAAUGUAUUGGGAUAAUUUGUCACAGCAAAAAUAAUCUAUUGUUUGAAAUUAGUGAAGUUCGCUGUGAAUGUAGUCUCGGCUACUAAAUGCUGUGGGUGGCUGCUGGCAUUAUAUAUGGGUAGGCUGAAUGGAGCCCUCUAGCUGAAACUUACGGAACUAUUGAAUAAAGGUACCAAACACCCCCCUCCAUGCAAUAUAGAUGUAUUUUUCUUAUGAAAUUACAAGUUAUCAACAUAACUGCCUCUAUCUUAAUGUUGAUUUUUUUUUAAUUCUGAAUUCUUAUUCUUUAUUUUUUAACUGUCAAAAUGUUAAUUGCACUUAAUCAUGCUAUGACUACAGCAGGAGAGUCCUUUACUCUGCUGCUGCAUCUUGCUAUAGGCAAAUACAUUUCAAAAUGUCAUUGGGAUGCCAAUAUUUAUUAGUUGGUCUUUAGCCAAACCUACCUCACAGGGUUGUUACGAAGCUUGUAAAGUACUUUUUAUAUGGUAAAGUGCAUACAACUGAUGGUUGGAUUUACUGGCAAGUUUCACAAAUACGUUUCUCAGACUCAAGAUUUAUGCAUUUAUUAAAGACCCAAUUUAAGUGACAA
Molecule: messenger RNA, 4045 nt
Organism: Heteronotia binoei (common prickly gecko)
Lineage: Eukaryota; Metazoa; Chordata; Lepidosauria; Squamata; Gekkonidae
Gene: FANCB
Product: FA complementation group B
Exons: 9
Coding region: 356-2866 (836 amino acids)
Biological process (GO): negative regulation of double-strand break repair via homologous recombination; replication-born double-strand break repair via sister chromatid exchange; positive regulation of double-strand break repair via homologous recombination
Cellular component (GO): Fanconi anaemia nuclear complex
Source: RefSeq, a predicted model, not a curated record